Dioszegia hungarica is the source of this 519-nucleotide messenger RNA. RefSeq names its product diadenosine 5',5'''-P1,P4-tetraphosphate asymmetrical hydrolase. Gene Ontology annotation, molecular function: catalytic activity. The record is from RefSeq and is a predicted model, not a curated record. Lineage: Eukaryota; Fungi; Basidiomycota; Tremellomycetes; Tremellales; Bulleribasidiaceae. The coding region runs from base 1 to 519 and encodes 172 amino acids. The transcript has 4 exons.
AUGCCAACCAAGACUCUGUUCUCCGUCUUCGAUGUUGCGCGACAGGUAUUCUACCAAUCUCGUUCGUGCCUCGGCAUCGUCAACCUCAAGCCGCUUAUCCCCGGACAUGUCCUAGUCAUUCCUCGUCGAGUCGUACCCCGAUUGACCGACCUGAAACCCGACGAGAUCAGCGAGCUCUUCCUCUCCGUCCAGACUAUCGGUCGAGUUAUUGAGAAGGCCUACAAGGCGGAGGCUCUGACUGUCUCCAUCCAGGAUGGUAUCGCAGCCGGUCAAUCAGUCCCGCACGUACACGUCCAUAUCCUUCCCCGAGGCUCAACAGGCCCAUUCAGCGAGGACAAGGACAGCAUGUACCCCGCUCUCGAAGCUAGCGAGGAGGGGCUGCGCGCUGAUCUUGAGAAGAAGCAGGCUGGGAGUGGAUCGGGAGGUGCAAAGUUCGCGGUACCCAAAGAUGAUGAGCGGGCGCCGAGGACAGAGGAGGAGAUGGAGAAGGAGGCGAAAUGGUUGGAGACGUUCUUCUGA